CUGUAGGUCGCUGUCACAGCACAGCGCCGAAGCUACUCAGGACAGUGACUACGAGAAAGAAGCCCAUCGCCAUCUUCUCGCCCAAACAUCCGAGUCUCGUCGUCGUCGUCGUCGUCGACAUCGCCUUCACGCCCGUGUUCCGCCAUGAAAGCCAUCAGUCCCGUCCGCUCGGUGAGGAGCUGCUACAAGGCCGUGUGCUGCAUUUCGGAGCAGAGUCUCGCCAUCAGCCGGAAUAAACACUCGUGUCUGGAGGAGCCGGCGGGCCCCCUGUGCGACAUGAACGACUGCUACUCCAAGCUGAAGGAGCUGGUGCCGAGCAUCCCGCAGAACAAGUCGGUGAGCCAGGUGGAGAUCCUGCAGCACGUCAUCGACUACAUCUUCGACCUGCAGAUCGCGCUGGAGGCGGAGGACGCGGCCGCGCCGGAGAUGGUGCUGUCAAUAAAGACUGCGGACCUCACUCGCAAUUUUUCCAAAGAAGACGGGCGGUUGUGCCACUAGGACGAGGAUGACAGAUAAUGGUGCAGGGAAACACAUGUCUCCACUUCAGUCCGGGCAAGAGGACAAGAGGGGCAGAGAGGGUGGGAUAGGUAUUUGGAAGAGGAGGAGGAGGAGGAGGAGGAGGAGGAGGCUUUUAAAGAAAGAAAGGAAGAAAAGACAGAAAAAAGUGGACCGUUUCCUCGAUGAGUGGGAAUCAACAGUAGUGCAUGAGCAAGAAAACAGAGACUCAUUCUUUGGCCCCUUGGACAGACAAAUCAACACACCAAAGCAGACGCCAGGAUUGGAAAGUGAAAGCUGCCCGUCUUUGUGUGCCCUCCUCAACGGACCUGGGAUUCCCUAUAGAUAGAAGUAGAAGUGUUUGGUACAUGAUUCUUUUAUUUUCCUUUUUUUUUUUUUUUCCGUGUUGCAUUCCAAACUUUUUCCUUUUUUUUGUGGGCUUAACUCUCACCCAACCUGAACCCAUCAAGUGUCACAUCACAUCUCACAUAAUUUCCCCGUGUUAUUACCCCACCUCCCAAAAAAAAUCUGUUUUCUAUUGAUCUGUAGACUGUUACAACUUCUUAUGAAUGUGUACAUAUCUGCUGUGGGUAUGUAAGGUGUGAGUCAAUUUGUAUAAUCAGAACUCUAUACUAGAGUCAAUUGUAAAUGUUUGUAGGGAUUGUGUUAUUUCUACAGACAAAGUGAUGCGAGUUUCAUAAACUCUUUAUUAUAAAGUUUGCUUUGUAUGUAUGUUCUUAUGUAAUUAAAUAAAAGAAAAGAUGUGAAACUA
Molecule: messenger RNA, 1267 nt
Organism: Scophthalmus maximus (turbot)
Lineage: Eukaryota; Metazoa; Chordata; Actinopteri; Pleuronectiformes; Scophthalmidae
Gene: id3
Product: inhibitor of DNA binding 3
Exons: 3
Coding region: 145-498 (117 amino acids)
Biological process (GO): cell differentiation; negative regulation of transcription by RNA polymerase II; circadian regulation of gene expression
Cellular component (GO): nucleus; cytoplasm
Molecular function (GO): protein dimerization activity; transcription regulator activity
Source: RefSeq, a predicted model, not a curated record